AUGAAUAACAAGCCAAAAUCAUCUCAGGUAUUUGAGACAGAUAUUCUCCCAACGCUGCUUGGCCAUUUCUGGGACCCCCUCUGCUUUCGGAUAGAGUGUGCUCGAUGUCUCAAUGAAGUCGGCUGUUUGAAAAUCGGUGACGAUCCCGAUUCCGGAAAAUACGAACCCACCCUGUUGCAGUGCUUCGCUGCCGUCGUUAAUAAACUGCAUAGUAUCCCAGUAGAAGUAUUCCAGAGCUUUGAAGGUCUUCGUGGACAAAAUAGGAUAUUCUGGGAAGUGUUCAUGAACCAGUUAUCACUACUUCUCACAAACUUCAUCCGCUACAAUAUGAAGGCAGUAGUCGGAGCAUACGAGAUUACAGGUCCGGCCCUCGCCACGUUGGCGAAAAUCUCGGCCUUACCAAACGAUGAGAUAUUCAAGAUAUGUGUAGAGUUCUGGCAGAUGUUCGCUGCUCAACUAUAUCUCGAUCGAGAGAAGGCCCGGAAGGAGCAGAGUCAGAAGCAGAAUAUGGGUGGAGGCCAACAGCAGCAGCCACCACUCAUGCUAAGCUUGAGCGGGUCUACUGAUAUGUCAGUCGAUGUUAAAGCUACUGGUGGUGGCCAUGAAGAGGAGCUCAUCGCUAAGUAUCAGCCAAUACUCGAUAACGUUCGGCGAGUGAUGAUCAUGAGAAUGGCGAAGCCUCCCGAGGUGACCAUCAAGGAGAACGAGGAUGGCGAGAUUGUGCGAGAAGGAGAAGUGGAUACGGAUGAGUUAGCUAUGUAUCGUAUGAUGCGAGAGUGUCUCAUUUAUCUUACACAUUUGGAUCCUAGCAACAUGGUUAAUAUCAUGAUGGAUAUCCUCAGCGAGUUAGCCUCUCCCUCAGACUGGAACUGCGGUUUGCUCAGUCGUCUUUGUUGGUCGGUGGGAUCGAUAUCGGGGGCGAUGCCGGAAAAUGACGAGAAAAGGUUCAUCGUCAACGUUAUCAGGGAUUUGCUCACUCUCUGCGAAGUGAAGAGGGGAGUUGAGAACAAAGCCAUGGUGGCGUCCUGUCUGAU
Molecule: messenger RNA, 1034 nt
Organism: Perkinsus marinus ATCC 50983
Lineage: Eukaryota; Perkinsozoa; Perkinsida; Perkinsidae
Product: chromosome region maintenance protein 1/exportin, putative
Exons: 11
Biological process (GO): protein export from nucleus; ribosomal small subunit export from nucleus; ribosomal large subunit export from nucleus
Cellular component (GO): cytoplasm; nucleus
Molecular function (GO): nuclear export signal receptor activity
Source: RefSeq, a predicted model, not a curated record